Messenger RNA from Meleagris gallopavo (turkey), 789 nucleotides. The record is from RefSeq and is a predicted model, not a curated record. Lineage: Eukaryota; Metazoa; Chordata; Aves; Galliformes; Phasianidae.
AUGAGUAAGGAACUGAUGGAUAAACUAAAAAGAAAGAAGAAUGUCCAUGAAACAUGGAGAAAGGGCCUGUCCACCCAGGAAGAAUGUAAGAACACUGUCAGAACAUACAGGGAUGCAAUAAGGAAGGCUAAGGCCCACCUGGAAUUAAACCUUGCAAAGGAGAUGGGGUUUAUACAGAUUAAUGAGGACUUCAUAUUUAUUGAGCCACUCAAUCACACUUUGGCUGUGACAGGUCAUGCACACAGGGUGUACAGACGAAAAAGGUCCGUAGAGGAGAAAAUUACUGAAAAACCAACUUCUCAGAAUCAGUACUGUGGUGUUGUUACAGAUAAAAGAAAAUCCAAGAAUCAGAAAGUAUCAGAAAGUGGAAGAGGAAAACGAUACUCUUACAAAUUACCUCAGGAGUACAAUAUAGAAACAGUUGUGGUAGCAGAUCCAGCUAUGGUUCUAUAUCAUGGAAAAGAUGCUGCCAGAAGAUUUAUUCUAACCAUCUUAAACAUGGUUUUUAACCUUUUCCAGCACAAAAGCCUUGGACUACAAGUUAAUCUUCGGGUUACUAAGCUUGUCCUCCUUCAUGAGACUCCAGCAGAUAUGUAUAUUGGACAUCAUGGGGAAAAAAUGCUGGAAAGCUUUUGUAAAUGGCAGCAUGAAGAGUUUGGCAAGAAGAAUGAUAUACACUUAGAAAUGUCAACAAGCUGGGGAGAAGACAUGUCGUCAGUUGAUGCAGCUAUACUUAUCACAAGGUAUUAUAGAUGGAUGAGCACUAAAAAAUAAGGAAUGGCAUAGUAU